AUCUAUCCAUCUAACCAUCUAUCUAUUCAAAGAAUUAUAAUUAAAAUGGAAGCCAAUACUAGUGCAUAUAAUCACGAUGACAGCUGUGCUUUGUCAAUCAACCUUCUUAAGAUGAAGGUCGAGCGGGAUGAAGGUCUCCUCCCAGAGAAGAAGAAUGAAAUUCUCAAGUCCUUGGACCAGUUGAUGUCUGUUUCUGUGGAAACUGCCAAAUUUGUCGUGGCCAACUUGCACGGUUUGUUUACUAAAACAAAUGAAGAAGCGGUUAGUGGUGAGCCAACUGUCUCUCAAGAAACAGAUGUCGGUAGCGUUGCUUCAAUAAAGAGACAUGGACGACCUGGUAGGCGAUCAGUAAAACGCGCAAAGACUGCAAGCCCUUCAAUGGUUGCCAAAUCCUAUAUGUCAAGUGGUUCACUCGCAGCUGUAGCAACUGCCAAACAUUCUGUAGCGGCUACAAAGGCUUUAAUAAUACAGCACUUGGAGCGAUUAUUGUCUGCUGAUGGCUUCAACCCGAGAGCAGUCCAGCUGCAUCAGCAACAGCAAGCAUUAUGUAGCCGCGUGUUGUAUCGAUGAAGAGAUCACUGCUGAAUAUUACAUAAUAAAACCGAAGUACGCUUCGUUAUUGAUAGUUAUAAUUAAAUGGCAGGUUACUUCACGUACAUGAUCUAUUGGUACUUCAGUCUAGAAUUUACAUUGUUGAUUGAGGUG
Mycotypha africana is the source of this 705-nucleotide messenger RNA. RefSeq lists its product as uncharacterized. Bases 46 to 570 code for a protein of 174 amino acids. The record is from RefSeq and is a predicted model, not a curated record. Lineage: Eukaryota; Fungi; Mucoromycota; Mucoromycetes; Mucorales; Mycotyphaceae. The transcript has 5 exons.